UGAAACUGCAGAAACUCUUCUAAAUUCAGAAGUACACAUGCUUCUUGAACAUCGUAAGCAACAGAACGAGAGCGCAGAAGAUGAGCAGGAGCUUUCAGAAGUCUUCAUGAAAACCUUGAACUACACAGCGCGAUUCAGCCGCUUCAAAAACCGUGAAACCAUUGCCAGUGUCCGUAGUUUACUGCUCCAGAAAAAACUCCAUAAAUUUGAACUGGCAUGUUUGGCUAACUUGUGUCCUGAGACAGCUGAGGAAGCGAAAGCUUUGAUUCCUAGCCUGGAGGGCCGAUUUGAAGAUGAGGAAUUACAGCAGAUUCUUGAUGACAUUCAGACCAAACGCAGCUUCCAGUAUUAAGGUUAAUCCU
Antrostomus carolinensis (chuck-will's-widow) is the source of this 362-nucleotide messenger RNA. It is a transcript of the gene POLR2D, whose product is annotated as RNA polymerase II subunit D. Lineage: Eukaryota; Metazoa; Chordata; Aves; Caprimulgiformes; Caprimulgidae. Gene Ontology annotation, cellular component: RNA polymerase complex. Gene Ontology annotation, molecular function: nucleotide binding. The record is from RefSeq and is a predicted model, not a curated record. Gene Ontology annotation, biological process: DNA-templated transcription initiation. The transcript has 3 exons. Bases 38 to 352 code for a protein of 104 amino acids.